AUGGCCGACCACAACGGGCCUGUACAGGCUUCGUCCUACGAGAGAACACCCCUGCUCCGUGGUACAAGUAACGAUGGCCAGAGUGACGGUAAUGGCCGAGACGGAAGGAACCCGGCUGGGAACGAAGACUUCGGCUAUCUCAACCGCCAAUUAGUGUCCUUGCGACGUCGCCGCUGGAUCACACUAUUUGCCAGCAUCUUCCUUAUAGUUGUGCUCGUCGUAACAUUGAUCCUUUCUGGGGUACUGUCACGGCGGAAAGGCAAGCCAAAGAUGAACUCAUCAAUAUGCAUGACGCCGGCCUGUAUUCACGCAGCGUCAGAACUCCUAUACAAUCUGUCACCCGACUACAAGACCGUUGACCCGUGCUCGAACUUCGACACACUGGUCUGCGAUGGGUUCAAUGCUCGUCACGACAUUCCCCAGGAUCGCUCGUCCUACUCCACGGCCUCUCUUAUGUCUGAUAAUGGGCAAACAACCCUCAGACACAUUCUUGAGUCAUCCUACCCAAAUGCCUCUCAGCAUUCGACAUUCUCACCUCAGAACCUGAUGAGCCUCGCUGCGUCCACUGACGAGGAAAACUUCCUCAUGAUGCAAGAGAGCUACAAUUCUUGCAUGAAUGAGACAGUACUACAACAGAUCGGCGUCGCGCCUUUGGUCAGUCUCAUUGACAAGGUCGUCAAGUAUUUCCCUGUUGCCGAAGGUACCUACGGUGGAGAUGAACUACUUCAGCUGGAGGAGUAUGCCAGCCUCAGUGACACUAUCUUGCUUCUGCAGCAGAUGCAGGUGACUUCCUUUGAGGCUCUAUCCGUCGGUGCUGAUGACAAGAACCCGGAUAUUGUCAUCGUUCAAUCUUCUCCAGCCGGACUGUCUCUUCCAUCACCAGAAUACUACUCGGACAAUGAUACUGUGAACCGAUACCAGUCUAUGCUGAGCGAGGUCUUCGGCGCACUCCUUCCAACCAAUUCCUCCAAAAGGUCAGCGCCUCAGCUCGCGCAAUCUGUCGUUGACCUCGAGAAGCAGAUUGCAGCGGCAACUCCACCUCCCGAGGACCAACAGGAUGUGACGAAAUAUUACAACAUCGUCAACGUUGCUGAUUUGGGCAAAAUCGGUCCUACCAUCGGCCUAGACGCUGUUGUCAAGGGCAUGGUACCUGCGAACUACACAGCAGACACCAUGCUGCUAGCUUUCCCAGAGUUUCUAGGCAAUGUGUCUGACAUUAUCUCGAAGACGUCCAAGUCAACCAUUCAAAGUUAUCUGAUAUGGCAGUUGAUCAAUUCCUACUCAUCUUACGUGGAAGGACCCGAAAUACAGCCCAUCACCCGCUUCUAUAAUGUCUUGUCUGGCAGAGACCCCGAAACGAAAUCAGAGCGCUGGAAGACAUGCUUGAGCUACGUUGACGGUACGCUUGGCUGGAUCCUCAGUCGAUUCUACAUCGAAGCCGCUUUCUCGGAAGAGGCCAAAAAAUACGGCGACCAGAUCGUCAUGGAAAUCAAGCAGCAGUUCAUCUCGAAGCUGACUGGUCUCGACUGGAUGGAUGAUUCCGUCAGGAAGCUGGCAACGAACAAAGUCAACAACAUUGACCAAAAGAUCGGCUAUCCAACGACGUCUCCUGACAUCAUGGACCCCGAAGCGUUGCGGAACUACUACAGCGGCCUGGUCAUCACGGAAUCGUUCUUCAACAGCUCGCUAUCUAGUAACAGAUGGGCGGAGAACAAGACAUGGUCGGCCCUCGGGCGGCCAGUGGAUCACGGAGAAUGGGGCAUGCAGGCCGAUAUUGUCAAUGCCUACUACAGUCCUGUUGGAAACGAGAUUGUAUUCCCAGCUGGAAUCAUGCAGUUUCCCGUAUUCUCUGUCGACUUGCCGAAUUACGUAUCUUACGGUGCCUUUGCGUCUGUCGCCGGUCACGAGCUUUCGCACGCUUUUGACAAUUCCGGCAGACACUACGACGAGCACGGAGACUACACCGAUUGGUGGACCAACCACACGGUCGAGGAAUUCUCUAAACGUGCAGAUUGCUUCGUCGACCAGUACAACAACUUCACAGUAGCGGUCAACAACGGGGAACCGUUGCAUGUCAAUGGCAGGCUGACUUUGGGCGAGAACAUCGCUGAUGCUGGUGGUGUAUCUGCAGCCUUCGCUGCUUGGAAGCAGCGCAUUGGGGCCACGCCGGACGAGAGUCUGCCAGGUCUGGACCAUUUCAGCCACGAACAGCUAUUCUUCGUCUUCUACGCCAACUGGUGGUGCGGCAAAACGCGACAGGAGCAGGCCAUUAACUACAUCUACACGGACCCGCACUCGCCAGCCUUUGCUCGCAUCCUGGGGACUACGGCGAACUCGCGAGCAUUCCGAGAGAGCUUCAACUGCCCUGUGAAGGAGCCGACCUGUGAACUUUGGUGA
Molecule: messenger RNA, 2397 nt
Organism: Anthostomella pinea
Lineage: Eukaryota; Fungi; Ascomycota; Sordariomycetes; Xylariales; Xylariaceae
Source: the annotation of a GenBank genome assembly